Molecule: messenger RNA, 621 nt
Organism: Peniophora sp. CBMAI 1063
Lineage: Eukaryota; Fungi; Basidiomycota; Agaricomycetes; Russulales; Peniophoraceae
Source: the annotation of a GenBank genome assembly
AUGGCCCUUCAGCCCUCCUUCCGCGCCUGCAUCGUCGCCGGGUCACCCGCCGCGCCACACACCCUUGACAUCUUCCUUGACUAUGUUUGCCCGUUCAGCGGUAAGAUGACGCGUGCCAUCGACUCCGUCCUCAAGCCCCUGCUCGAUGCCGGAGGUCAAUACGAGGGCAAGGUGAAGGUCAUCUUCAGAAACCAGGUCCAGCCAUGGCACGCAUCCUCUACGUUCGUUCAUGAAGCUGGGGUAGCGGUCGCCAUGGUCGCUCCUCAGAAGUUCUGGCCUUUCACUGUUCUCCUCAUGAACAGACAAGAGGAGUUCUACGACAUCCCAUCCUCGAAGCUAACCCCUCUUCAGAUCCGAGAGCAACUGGCGGAUGUUGCUAGCAAGUCCGGUCUGGAUGACGGCGAGCUCAAGGCUUUCAAGGAUGCUCUUGUGCUUAAGAGCACGCCGAACGGCGGCACUAGUGUCACCGACGCUUUGAAGUAUACCGUGAAAUUCGCCCGUCAGAACAGCAUCCAUGUGUCCCCGACCGUUCUCUGGGACGGGCUGGUCGCAAACGAGAUCUCUUCGUCAUGGGGCGAGAAGGAAUGGUCAGAGUUUCUUGCUGCGAAGGUCACUGUUUGA